CCGGUGACGUCACGUGGACGGCAGGGUGGCUGAAGGAGGAACGCGCGAGCGCCGUCCGUGUCGCUCGGUGCCCCGCGUCGUCCGGGUUCCUUCGGGCUCCCGUUCGUUGCCGCCACAGGCCACCUCCUCGUGGCCUCCGCGGCUGUCGGUGUCGCUGAGCGGCGGCGGCGGCGGCGCGGACAGCGCGAGACUUGGCUGUGUCGCGUCACAGCACUGUACGUACAGUGUCCGUACAGUGCCCGUAGUGUUACCGCGCGGGUCUCUCUCCGCCUCCUCGUCCUGUCGGUGGUGGUGGAGCGAGCGAGCGAGGGUGGACUCGGAGCUACAAAGGAGGGCAGAGUUACUCAGAAAUGGAGGUGGGAACAGCCCACAGUGAGGUCAACCCGAACACUCGUGUCAUGAACAGUCGUGGCAUCUGGCUGACAUACGUGCUGGCCAUCGGCCUGCUGCACGUGGUGCUCCUCUCUAUCCCAUUCUGCAGCGUGUCUCUUGUGUGGACGCUUACCAAUGUCAUCCACAACCUGGGAAUGUACAUUUUCCUGCACACAGUAAAGGGUACGCCGUUUGAGACACCAGACCAGGGAAAAGACCGGCUGCUGACCCACUGGGAGCAGAUGGACUAUGGUGUGCAGUUCACCUCCUCCCGCAAGUUCUUGACAAUUACGCCCAUUGUGCUGUACUUCCUGACGAGCUUCUACACCAAGUAUGACGCAGUGCACUUUGUGGUGAACACACUAUCCCUCAUGAGUGUGCUCAUCCCCAAGCUGCCUCAGCUGCAUGGAGUCCGGAUCUUUGGCAUCAACAAGUACUGAUGGUGCUGAAUAGUCAGGGACCCAGAGAAAGGGUCCUGAGUUGGAGGCCCAGAGUGGGGCGCUCAGAGCAAUGGAGUCGGCAUGAGAGGCCCGGCGUCAGGGGCCUUGGAGUGAGGGGCUUGGAGCUCAGGGGUCAGAGCAAGGGGGACCGCACAACAGCAGGGGGUGAGGGGAAUGGCAGCCAUGUUGUGUGGCAUACUGUGUGCAAUGCCUACUCGGAUUUAAAAAGGUAACAUUUAAGAUUAAAUGUCAACCCAUUAGGUUAUUUAGUUUGCUAAUGCGAAUACAUGCUGUUGACCAUAUAGUGUGCUUUUUGAUUAAGGUUAUUGUUUCCAUGGAGAUUUACUGUUUUAUACAUUUUUUGUAAAUUACAAUUUGGUUUUAGUCACGAGGUGAUUUGACACAUUGGUUGUAAUUGCUUAUUGCCCACAAAGAGAGAGUGGCAAGUCAUUUAUUGGCAUAGAGGUUUACUUUUUUGAGUGCAUAGUCUUGUAUAUUUUUUCCAAGCACAACGCUGAAUUGUGUUGCAUUUUAGGUGUUAUAUGCAAUGCAUGACUGUCUAUAGUUGAUAUAUUCAGCCAGAUUUAAUUUGAGGAGCUUGUAAAUGAUUUUGUUGGUAAUUUAAACAGGAAAUAUUUUACACACGUUUUGCUUUACUUUUGUCAAAUCUGAAGGUAAGGCACAUGACCUGUAUAGUAUUAACCUACCAGACUGAACCGAGAUUUUACACAAAAAAUUACAUCACAACUUUUCAAAAUAAAGUUGCGGUUGACAAACUUGGCUAAUCUUGCUUCAAGAAGGGGACACCAUGUUCUUUAGCUUGGUGCAAUGAUUAAUAUUAAAUCAAUCAUGGCAGUUGUGUUCUCCAUAUUACCCAAGAAAUUAUGCGAAUGAGCUGUAAUGUUGGCAAAGUGAACCAUGAAUAGCAUCAAUUAAUUGAUAAACAGUAUAUUUAAAGGUAGCCACAACUGACAUAUCUUGUUGUACAGUGGUUGUGAUUGGAAUCCUUGAACUUUAUGCGACCGUUUAUACAUUCGGUUGUUUUGCAUUGAGACACGAUGGCAUCUGGUAGUGCACAUUAAGACGAAACUCCAUAAAAUUUACGUAUCACACUCGAUGUUUGUACUGUAUUAUAAACUGGGCAGGUCCUGGUUCAACCUUUUGGAAUGAGGCCUGCACUGCAGCGUAUAAAACUAAAUGGCUCCAUAUGUAGGAAACAAAAUGCAACCCUUGAAGAAUAAAUAAUUAUUGUAAAUGGUUGGAAUAUUUAAACCUCCAUUGAACUAGAGUAACCAUUACAUUUUUUCUCCUACCAAAGAAUUGUUUUACUGAUUUAAUUUGAUCAUGACAUUUUUUUAUUGCCGUAUUUAGUUUAAAUCCUAUGUAAUUUGUUAAAACCUGAAAAAAUAAGGUGUUUUAGAACAUUGAAAAAAGUAAGGUCAGUAGAUUUAAUGCCCAUCGUUAAGACCUACCCAAAAGUUUUUUGAUGAUUGCAAGGCUUAAUGUUGUAUAGUAAAAUUUGCAGGUGGUGGUAUAUGCUUACCUGCUGGAAUUCCGCUUUAUGCUAUUGUAUCUUUCCACAAACAAGUCUUGAAAAAUCUUGCAGUCGCCUAGAUAUGUGUACAGUACUGUGUAAUGUACAUAGCAUUGUUAAGGUUCGAUAUAUCUAGUAAUCAAUAUACGUGAAGCUGUUUCAUACUCCCAGUUCAGGUUUUGAAUUGUGCAUGGUUAUAAAUAAAGUGAACAUAUGGAAGGUA
Lethenteron reissneri (Far Eastern brook lamprey) is the source of this 2569-nucleotide messenger RNA. Its product is annotated as ORM1-like protein 3. Gene Ontology annotation, cellular component: endoplasmic reticulum membrane. Lineage: Eukaryota; Metazoa; Chordata; Hyperoartia; Petromyzontiformes; Petromyzontidae. The record is from RefSeq and is a predicted model, not a curated record.